Paramecium sonneborni is the source of this 3695-nucleotide messenger RNA. Lineage: Eukaryota; Ciliophora; Oligohymenophorea; Peniculida; Parameciidae. The record is from the annotation of a GenBank genome assembly.
CAUGAAAGCAAUAAAUGUUGGUAUUGAAACUAUAGAGAUUUAUUUUCCAAAGACUUAUGUUAACUAAGCAGAGUUAGGUACUAAAUAUUUAUAAGAUUUUAGAAUUAUUCGAUAACGUUUAAUAGGGUAAGUAUACGAUAGGAUUAGGAUAAGUAAAUAUGGCAUUUGUGAGACCUUUUGAAGAUGUAAAUACAAUGGCAUUGACAGGUAUGUUGAAAUUUAAAAGUUAGUGGUAACAAAUUUAUUAGAGAAAAAUUAAAUAAAUCCUGCAUUAAUAGGUAGAUUAGAAGUGGGUACAGAGUCAUUGUUGGAUAAAUCAAAAUCAACUAAAACUACUCUUAUGAGAUUAUUUGGUGAGAACACAAAUAUUGAGGGAGUGACUUCAAUUAAUGCCUGUUACGGAGGUACUAAUGCUUUAUUUAAUACAAUUAAUUGGAUGUAGAGUGAUGCUUGGGAUGGAAGAUUAGGAAUUGUUGUAUGUACUGAUAUAGCAGUUUAUGCUAAAGGAUCUGCUCGUACUACUGGAGGAGCAGGAGCAAUAGCUAUGUUAAUAGCUCCAAAUGCUACUUUUACAAUAGAACCAAUAAGAACAACUUAUAUGAAAGAUAAUUAUGAUUUUUAUAAGCCAAACUUUCAUAGUGAAUAUCCAACUGUAGAUGGUUAACUAUCAAUAUAGAGUUAUUUAUCAUCUAUCGAUAACUGUAUUCAAUCUUAUUUUAAGAAAAACAAAGAUUUGAAUGCAGAUUUUUAUUGUUUUCACAGUCCUUUUCAUAAAAUGGUUUAGAAAUCUUUUUUAAGAGUUAAAUUGAAUGAAUCUUUUGUUUAAAAAGUUGAAACUGGAUUCACAUUUGAAAAUUUUAAUGAAAAAUAGUCAUAGAUGCUUAAAUUCUAUUAAAAUGAUUGGCUUACUAAAGCUUUUCCAUCUUGUCUUUUAUCAAGAGAAUUAGGAAAUAUAUACACUGGUGCUUUAUAUGCAGGUUUAAUAAGUUUAAUUGAAACAUAAGAAGAUUUAAUAAAUAAAAGAAUAAUGAUGUUUUCAUAUGGAUCAGGUUGUGCAGCAUCCCUUUUCUUUUUAAAAUGUCACAAACCAACAGGAAUAUUGAAAAAAACAAUUAAAAUUUAAGAAAGACUAUAGUAAAGAAUAAGAAUAUCUUGUAUUGAAUAUGAUCAUAUUAUGCAAUAAAGAGAAAUCAAUUAUAAUAAACAUAGUUAAUAAUAUUAACCAAAAUAGGUUGAUUUAUAUCCUGGAACAUUUUAUUUGAAAUCUAUUGAUGAUAAAUAUAGAAGAGAUUAUCUUGUUCAUAAACCAUUAGAAUUGAAUUAAACCUCUGGUGUGAUAAUACUUGAUAAUUCUAAAUCAAUAAAUAAAAUUUAAUAAAUAAGAGAUUAAAUAAAUAAUAAUAAUUAGAGUGAUUAAAAUUUAUAAUAGUCUUAAAAAUAAUAUAAUUAAUUAUGGACUGGAUUUUAUAAGAAAACAAUAUAAUAAAGAUUGGAUUAAUUGGAAAAGACAAUGAAUGUAAAUGUAGAGCCAUUUAAAGAUGGAGGAUUAUCAUUAUAGAAUGCAAAUUUGAUGGUUGAAAAUUGUAUAGGAAAGAUAUCUUAUCCACUUGGAUUAGGAUUAAAUUUUUUAAUAAAUGGAUAAUGUUAUUCUGUUCCAAUGGCUAUUGAAGAGCCAUCAGUAAUAGCAGCAGCAAGUGCAGCAGCUAAAACAAUUAGUGAAGCAGGGGUUGGAUUUUAAACUUAUUCAAGUCGUCCUGUAAUGAUGGGUUAGAUCUAAUUACUAGAUGUAUAAAACUUUUCAAAAAUUGAAUGUUUAAUUGAUUCAAAUAGAUAAACAAUAAUAAAUAGAGGAAAUCAAGCAUGCUAGAGUAUGGUAAAAAGAGGAGGAGGAGUAGAAGAUGUGAAAUGUCGAAAUCUAGAUAAAGGUUAAUGUAGUGUAGAUGUUUUUAUAAAUGUAUGUGAUAGUAUGGGAGCAAACUUAGUUAACACAGUUUUAGAAUAUGUGGCCCCAUUGAUUUCUGAAAUUACUGGUACAAGAGUUGGAAUUAAAAUAUUAACUAAUUUGUGUAUGAAUAGAAAAGUUACAGCAUAAUUUAAUUUAGAUAUUGAUAAAAUGAAUUACAAAUAAUUUAAUGGAAAAGAAGUUGCUAAACUUAUGUUGGAAGCCUAUUAAUUUGCUGAACUUGAUAUAUAUAGAGCAGUAACUCAUAAUAAAGGUAUUAUAAAUGGGAUAGAGGCAGUAUGCAAUGCUACUGGUCAAGAUGCAAGAGCAGUUAAUGCAUCAUUACAUGGGUAUGCAUCGAUAAAUGGAUAAUAUAAACCACUUUCAACCUUUAGAAUAGUAAAUAAUCAAUUUAUUGGUGAAUUAACAGUACCAAUAAGUGUAGGAACUUAAGGAGGAGUCUUACCUUAAAAUCCUUUAUAUUCUUAAAUCUUAUCCAUUCUUGACUAUCCCGAUUCUUAAAAAUUGGCUGAAAUAAUUGUCUCAGUAGGGUUAGCAUCCAAUUUUGCAGCUUUAAGAGCUUUAUCUAUUGAAGGUAUUCAGAAAGGACAUAUGACAUUACAUGCAAGGAAUAUUGCUAUUGCAAGUGGCAUUCCAGAACAUUUAGUUGAUGAAGCUGUUCUAUUUAUGAAAAAUAGAAAUAAUUUUAGUAAAUAAACAGCCUUAGAAUUUCUUAAAGCUUAUAAUGUGUUCUAUGAAAUCGGAAAGGCAAAAGGUAAAUAAAUGAAAGCAUUCUGUACUUUUUCUGGCUCUUUUGAUUUGAUAGGCACAUAAGAAAAAGUAGAUUUACAUGUAGUCUUUGAAUGUGAUCAAAAUAAGAUUAACUUGAAUUAUACUGAUGAUUCUGCUAUCAAUAGAUAAAUAUUUGGUUUGAAAGGUUAAGAAUGGCUAAAGAAUCUCUUCUCUGUUUUGGACACUGUCAAAAUUAAUAGAGAAGCUGAAUUAUAUUAAUCCAAUAAUUUAACAUCCAAAUUAAAGCUUUUAGCUAUUUUGAUCAAUUUACUAUCUUUUAAUAUGUUAAGUCUUGAUUUUGAUAGAUCUAAAAAUUUCAUAUUGAAUUAGAAACCUUGUUUAGGAGGAGCUAUAUCUCUUAAAUAUGGAUUAUCACUCAUGAAUGAAUUAAUUCAUAUUUUUGAAUAUAAUAUCGAUUAAUUUGUUGGAUUUCCAUAAUUAAGAUAAGCCCUGAUGAAUGAAUUAAAUAACAUUAUUUUGGCUCACAUCAAAUCAUUUGAAUUAUUACAAUAAGCAAAACAAGGAUAAUUCAAUUUUGAGGAAUUCUUAUCCUCAAGAUAAAAAAGAUUAUCUUGUACAAUGAUGUUACUUUGUGAUUGUAUUUCCUUAAAGAAUUUCAAUCCUUCAAUUAUUGAAGAGAUUACAUUACUUGGAAGGAUCAUUGAGAUACAAAUGACUUUGACAAGAGAUACCUAAAAGUGGAAUAAGUAAAGUUAUUUUGUUAUUUUAAUAGAUCAACCUUAUCUGAGCCAAAUGCUUAUACCUAUUGGUUGAUUUCUAAUUAGAGUCUCAUUCUUGGAGAUAAUAAAGAAGUCCUGGCUUCAUUUUAUAAUGAACAUAAUAGAUUUUUGUUAUCUCUGGUUCAAGAAUUAGAAUAAAAAAUAUCUCCUCAAUUAAGUCAUCUGAAAGAUUAAGCGAUGAAUGCUAUUCAACUAUUUUAUAAACCGAGAUUGUGAUAAUU